AUGUACGUCAAGUCAAUUGUUCUUGAAGGAUUUAAAUCCUACGCUCAGAGAACAGAAAUUCAUGACUUUGACCCAUUAUUCAAUGCCAUUACUGGCUUGAAUGGUAGUGGCAAGUCCAAUAUCUUGGACUCAAUCUGUUUCCUGUUGGGAAUCACCAAUCUGACACAGGUGCGAGCUUCCAACUUGCAAGACCUAGUUUAUAAAAAUGGGCAAGCUGGAAUUACUAAAGCAACUGUGUCUAUUACCUUUGAUAAUUCUGACAAGAAACAAAGUCCACUGGGAUUUGAAGCUAACGAUGAGAUCACCAUCACUAGGCAGAUUGUCAUUGGAGGUAGAAAUAAGUAUCUUCUCAAUGGUGUGAAUGCUAGCAACACUCGUGUGCAGGAUCUCUUCUGUUCCGUUGGACUCAAUGUCAAUAACCCUCACUUCCUCAUCAUGCAGGGGCAAAUUACCAAAGUUCUAAAUAUGAAGCCACCAGAGAUUUUAGCUAUGAUUGAGGAAGCAGCUGGGACGAGGAUGUAUGAAUGCAAGAAAACAGCUGUCCAGAAAACCAUAGAGAAGAAGGAAAGCAAACUGAAAGAGAUUCAAAAGGUCUUAGAUGAUGAGAUCACUCCAACUUUACAGAAACUGAAAGAGGACCGAUCAUCUUAUCUAGAAUACCAAAAACUAAUAAGAAAAAUAGAACAUUUAAGUCACUUCUGUAUAGCUUAUCAGUUUGUUCUGGCUGAAGAGACAAAGGUAACCUCUGCUAAAGCAUUAAAGGAAAUGCAGGCUAAUGUGGAGGAGCUUCAGGAAUCAAUGGCUGAACAUGAAAAGAAGAUAACACAACUUAAUGAAGAAAUAGCAGAGAUGGAAAAGAAAAGGGAUGAGGAUGUUGGUGAUACACUCCAUUCACUUGAAGAAGCACUUUCAGAAGCUCAGAGGGUUUAUGCUAGAGCACUAAGUGGCCUCGAUCUCAAGAAGCAAAACUUAAGAAGUGAAGAGAAAAAGCAUGAAGAACUGCUAAAAAGUGUGCAGGAGGAUUCUAAAGCAUUAGUGUCAAAAGAGAAAGAAGUAAAGAAGAUUGAGAAAGAACUAGAUGCUUUACAGGAAGAAAGUGAAAAAGAUGUAAAGGCUUUAGCUGCAGCACAACAGCAUUUUAAUGCUGUGUCAUCUGGCUUGUCCAGCAAUGAUGAUGGGGAAGAAGCUACUAUUGCUGGGCAGAUGAUGACCUGCAAAAAUGAAAUCAGCAAAGCAGUCACAGAGGCUAAACAGGCUCAAAUGAAGUUGAAAUAUGCACAAGAAGAAUUAGAAAAAAAGCAAGCUGAAGUUAAAAAGAUGGACAGAGGCUAUAGAAAAGACCAAGAAGAAUUUGAAGCUGUCAGAAAAACAAAAGAAAAACUGGAGAACCAAUUGAAGAAGCUGAACUAUGAAGAAGAGAAAGAAGCCCUUCUAGCAAAAAAGAAGACAUUGACUAAUGACAUCAGCAAACUGAGAGAAUCGUAUGAAGGCUUAACAGCCAAGUUUCCCCAUCUACAGUUUGAAUACAAAGAUCCAGAAAAAAAUUGGAAUCCAAACCGUGUGAAAGGCCCUGUUGUGUCUCUUAUCACUGUGAAAGAUUUAUCUAAAGCAAAAGCCUUAGAAGCAGUGGCUGGAGGGAAACUCUAUAACAUUAUUGUGGACACAGAGGUUACUGGCAAAAAGCUCUUAGAAAAGGGUGAACUGAGGCGUCGAUACACCAUCAUUCCACUGAACAAAAUUUCAGCCAGGUGUGUUGGACAAGACGUGGUCAAGUUGGCCCAGAAUUUGGUGGGUCGUGAUAACUUGCAUUUAGCCCUUUCUCUAGUUGGAUAUGAAUCUGAACUGCAGAAAGCAAUGGAAUAUGUCUUUGGAACAGCACUGAUCUGUAAUAACAUGGAUAAUGCUAAGAAAGUGACCUUUGAUAAAAGGAUAAUGACAAAAAGUGUUACACUGGAUGGAGAUACAUUUGACCCCCAGGGCACUCUGCAUGGAGGUGCGUGCUCACAGGCUGCACCAAUAUUGUCUAAACUUCAAGAAAUUAAAGACAUUGAAGUAGAACUCAAGGCAAAGGAAUCCGAACUUGCAACUGUAGAGAAUGAGCUGGCAAAGUUGAAGAAUGUUACUGAAAAGUACUGGCAACUGAAGCAGCAGUGGGAGAUGCAGUCUGAGAAAGCAGAGCUGUUGCAAAUGAAGCUUCAGCAAAGUGCUUAUCACAAACAACAGGAAGAGCUGCUUGCCCUGAAGGAAACCAUUGCGGAGUGUGAAGAGACAUUAAAGAAAACUGAAGAGAGACAAAAGAAAGCAGAAGAUAAAUACAAGAUGUUAGAGAAUAAAAUGAAAAACGCAUCAGCAGAAAGUGAGAAAGAACUAAAGAUUGCCCAGCAGAACCUAGAUGUUGCCAAGAAAAAGGCAGAUGCUUCAAGCAAAAAAAUGAAGGAAAAGCAGCAGGAAGUCGAAGCUUUACUUCUGGAACUUAAAGAGCUAAAACAAGAAGAGACCUCCUAUGAACAGCAGAUAGCAGCUGUAGAUAAAGCAAUCAAGUCCUACCAGGAACAAGUUGAUACUGUGGCAGCUGAGGCAUCUAAGGCAAAGGAAUCUGUAGACAAAUCACAGAAGGAGCUGGCCAAACAGAAGGAAGUAAUUAUGUUACAUAAUAAAGCAAUUAAAGCCAAAUCUUCAGAGAUGGCAAAAUACAAAGAACAAAAUAAUGACAUACAACUUAAGGUUAAAACAUUAGAACACAGCAUCUGCAAGUGUCAACAAGAAUCUGCUGAUGCUGCUGACAAGGUGACCAAAAUGCUGAAACAGUAUGACUGGAUAGCUUCAGCAAAACCACUUUUUGGGCAGCCAAACACGGACUAUGACUUCAAAGCUAACAAUCCUGAAGAAGCAAGUCAGAAGCUGCAGAAAUUGCAGCAGACAAAAGAGAAGUUGGGAAGGAAUGUGAACAUGAGAGCUAUGAAUAUGCUUUCUGAGACAGAGGAGAGGUACAAUGACUUAAUGAAGAAAAAAAGAAUCGUAGAGAAUGACAAGUUAAAAAUUCUUGCAACUAUUGAAGAGCUUGACCGGAAGAAAGCUGAAACUGUACACAUUGCUUGGAAAAAGGUGAAUGAAGACUUUGGUUCCAUUUUCUCAACACUUCUACCAGGAGCCAAAGCUAUGCUAGUACCUUCUAAAAACCAGAAUGUCUUGGAUGGUCUGGAGUUCAGAGUUGCCUUAGGAAACACCUGGAAGGAAAACUUAACAGAACUUAGUGGAGGACAAAGAUCAUUGGUGGCCUUGUCCUUGAUCUUAUCCAUGCUCCUCUUCAAACCUGCCCCAAUUUACAUCUUGGAUGAAGUGGAUGCAGCCCUUGAUCUCUCUCACACCCAAAAUAUUGGGCAGAUGCUUCAUACUCAUUUCAGACACUCCCAGUUUAUUGUGGUGUCCUUGAAGGAUGGAAUGUUUAACAAUGCAAACGUCCUCUACAAGACCAAGUUUGUGGACGGUGUAUCCACCAUUACAAGAUACGAUCAGUUUGAAAGCAGAAAUAAGGGGCAUGGUGCCCAGGAAGGACAGAAGAGUGACCAAAGAAGACCAGCAAAAUAG
Molecule: messenger RNA, 3588 nt
Organism: Antrostomus carolinensis (chuck-will's-widow)
Lineage: Eukaryota; Metazoa; Chordata; Aves; Caprimulgiformes; Caprimulgidae
Gene: SMC2
Product: structural maintenance of chromosomes 2
Exons: 24
Coding region: 1-3588 (1195 amino acids)
Biological process (GO): chromosome organization
Cellular component (GO): chromosome
Molecular function (GO): ATP binding; ATP hydrolysis activity; protein binding
Source: RefSeq, a predicted model, not a curated record